UACAGAGGUGUUGUGGAUGGCAGGGGAAGCCAGGUUUGUUCAAACCGGGUGAUGCGAAUAGGCAUUUGCUGCGAUGGUCGGGGGAAGGCUUCCACGAAUCCGGAAUCUCGUUGUCUGUAUGCAGUAAUUUGGCCGGGGGUGGUCGAGGGCAGCCUGAGUUGAGAGAAGUUAGAUAGACAUGAACGCACAAUUAAAACAAUAAAUCAAUUUAAUGUCGAGUCUUUCAGCCAGUAAAAAGCCUAGCAAAGGAACUUUGAGUCGGUUUGACUGUUUCUUCGUGAGCUAAUGGAUUUAUGAAAACGACGAACGGAUCUUCUAUCGCUUCUAAAAUCUCUUAGAAUUGAAGUGGGGAAUAUUGCGCACACCUAAUCACAUUUUAUAGUAGCCGAUGUAGUCAUAUCCUACAUUUUUUUUUCUUUCUACGUUUUUACCUUGUACAUUUGGAGGUCUGGGAUUGGGGCAGACCUCUCCAUGGAGGAAGCUUUCUUUUGAUGCUUUGCGCAUUGUUUUCUUUUCUUUUUGGCAAGUUGGGUAAACGUGGGAAAAGUAUAAUAUAUUGUAAAAGUUUCCUCGUUUAUUACCACAUAUUUACGGGUUAAAAUAAACUACGUUGGCUAUUCAAGCUUUAAAAAAAAAUUCAACAUCAAAUCUCGGAGUCCAACAUUUUUCUACGCUGGCAGUUUCGUCGCCCCUCGAGGUUUUUGUCAAAAAGUUUGGCACAGUGAAUGGCUCAGUGCUGAUGCCCCAGAGGUCCGGAUGGAGUUCCAGUCACAGAGUAGUCAACAGCUGUAGCACACCCCACAGGAUGUUGGCGGUACAGAGUAUGCUGGUGGUUCUGGCCUUUCUUGCCCAGAUUUUACUCUCCCAGGCCCGACCUGCCAUCCCAGAUGAAGUCGUCCCUGCACCACCUGUGAAAAUCCAAGCGGAGCUUUACACCCUGUACCCUGGAGACCGACUGGAGCUGAAAUGUAACACUGAGUCAGUCAACUGGACCAAGGACGACGCAUUGGUGGUGGAUGGGGAGCACACACGUUUACGAGACGGCCAACUGGAGAUCGAGGGGGUGGAGCCGGCUGACUCGGGCCUGUACACCUGCGUCGCCUUUGGCAACCACAGCUCCUACUUCUCUGUCAAUGUUACAGUUGAUAUCRUGGCAUCCUCUGAAGAUGAAGAAGAGGAGGAUGAGUCUUCCUCAGAGGAGGCAAAGCUGUCUAGCAGUCAAAAGCUUUUGCCGAUGGCCCCUCAGUGGGCUCAGCCAGAGAAGAUGGAAAAAAAGUUGCAUGCUGUCCCAGCCAGUAAGACGGUUAAGUUCCGCUGCCAGGCCAGUGGGAACCCUACCCCAACACUCAAGUGGUUCAAGAACGGCAAGGAGUUCAAGAGGGAUCAGCGCAUCGGGGGCUUCAAGGUUCGAGAACACAUGUGGACCAUCAUCAUGGAGUCUGUAGUGCCAUCCGACAAGGGAAACUACACCUGUGUAGUAGAAAACCAACAUGGAAGCAUUAACCACACUUACCAGCUGGAUGUUGUCGAGCGUUCCCCCCACAGACCCAUCCUGCAAGCCGGACUGCCAGCCAAUAACACUGCGGUGGUGGGCAGUGAUGUGGAGUUUGAGUGUAAGGUGUUCAGCGACCCCCAGCCUCACAUCCAGUGGCUGAAGCACAUCGAGGUCAAUGGAAGCCGCGUGGGCCCUGAUGGCUUACCCUACGUCCGUGUCCUCAAGCACUCUGGGGUCAAUAGCUCGGACACUCAGGUGUUGACCCUCUACAAUGUCACUGAGGAGGAGAGCGGGGAGUAUAUAUGUAAAGUGUCCAAUUAUAUAGGCGAGGCCAAUCAGUCAGCCUGGCUGACCGUCAUCAGGCAUGAGGCCCAAGCAGUCCCCCCUUCUCCACCACCCAACCAAACCUACCUGGAAGUGCUGAUCUACUGUGUGGGCUUCUUCCUCAUUGCUGUCAUGGUGGCCGUGGCCAUCAUCUUAAAGAUGCGCAGCUCGUCCAAGAAGAGUGACUUCAGCAGUCAGCUGGCUGUCCACAAGCUGGCUAAAAGCAUCCCACUGCGCAGACAGGUAACAGUGUCAGUGGACUCUAGCUCCUCCCUCCACUCCGGGGUGAUGUUGGUGCGGCCCUCCCGCCUCUCAUCCAGUGGCUCUCCUAUGCUGUCUGGGGUGUCUGAGUACGAGUUGCCCCAGGACCCACGCUGGGAGCUACCCAGAGACCGACUGGUGCUGGGGAAACCCUUGGGAGAAGGCUGCUUUGGCCAGGUGGUGAUGGGAGAGGCUGUAGGGAUGGACAAAGAGAAGCCAAACAGGAUCACCAAAGUGGCUGUGAAGAUGCUCAAAUCUGAUGCUACAGAGAAAGACCUGUCAGAUCUGAUCUCUGAGAUGGAGAUGAUGAAGAUCAUUGGGAAGCACAAGAACAUCAUUAACCUGCUGGGAGCCUGUACCCAGGAUGGUCCUCUCUAUGUUAUUGUGGAGUAUGCCUCUAAGGGAAACCUCCGGGAGUACCUGAGAGCUCGGCGUCCACCAGGCAUGGAGUACUGCUACAACCCUGACCAGGUGCCCAUAGAGAACAUGUCUAUCAAAGACCUGGUGUCCUGUGCCUACCAGGUGGCUCGCGGCAUGGAGUACCUGUCCUCUAAGAAGGUAACAUCAGGAUCCGACUCUACGUACAUCAGCACAUGUAUCCACAGAGACCUGGCAGCCCGCAACGUGCUGGUGACGGAGGACAAUGUGAUGAAGAUCGCAGACUUUGGCCUGGCCAGAGAUAUCCACCAUAUUGAUUACUAUAAGAAGACCACCAAUGGUCGUUUACCAGUCAAGUGGAUGGCCCCAGAAGCUCUAUUUGACCGGAUAUACACGCACCAAAGUGAUGUAUGGUCUUUCGGGGUGCUGCUGUGGGAGAUCUUCACCCUGGGGGGCUCGCCGUACCCGGGGGUUCCUGUGGAGGAAUUGUUCAAGCUGCUGAAGGAGGGCCAUCGCAUGGACAAGCCCUCCACCUGCACCCAUGAACUAUACAUGAUGAUGAGGGACUGCUGGCAUGCUGUUCCCUCUCACCGGCCCACGUUCAAACAGCUGGUGGAAGACCUGGACCGCACCCUGGCCAUGACGUCCAACCAGGAGUACUUGGAGCUGUCUGUGCCUCUGGACCAGUAUUCCCCCAGCUACCCUGACACACGCAGCUCCACCUGCUCCUCGGGCGAGGACUCGGUCUUCUCCAACGAUGCUGGAGCUGAGGAGCCCUGCCUGCCAAAGUUCCCUCCCCACUCCAACGGGGUGGCCAUCAAGAAGCGCUGAUACCUCACUCCCCUCAAAUACCCUAACAUUCCUUUUCCUGUGUUCUCCUCUGCACCACUGGCCUGGUAUGGAUAUUUCCCACCUUCCCAGAGACUAGGUAACACACCAGUGGAGAUUGUGACAGGGGCUUACUUCGGAAAUGUUUAAACCGACCAGUAGGGCAUCAAGAACUCAAGGCAGUUCGCUGGCUCGUGGUUGAGGUGGAAAUGUUUUCAGGGCACUUUGUAUUGUUGGGAUUUUCUUUCUGUUUGUGUCAAACAGUGCAGGAGAAAGAAACACUCACAAAUUUCUCUACUCUGAGCAUUCCACGGAACAAGGGAAGCAGACAGGACUGAAUUGAAAGGAUUAUGAAUUGGAUGGAUCGGAGUUAGAAUUAUGUCUGUUGUAUUUGUUCAUCAAUAAUAAAUGAAAGCAUUUUGCUUUUAAGACCAAUUCCAGAGAAUAUAUUACCAAGGGACAUUCAUACAUUGUAUACACUAUAUAUACAAAAGUAUGUGGGCAUGCUUUCAAAUUAGUGGAUUCGGCCAUUUCAUCCACAUCUGUUGCUGUCCGGUGUAUAAAAUCGAGCACACAGCCAUGCAAUCUCUGUAGACAAACAUCAGCAGUAGAAUGGCCUUACUGAAGAGC
This is a messenger RNA of Salvelinus sp. IW2-2015, 3916 nucleotides long. Its product is annotated as fibroblast growth factor receptor 1-A. Lineage: Eukaryota; Metazoa; Chordata; Actinopteri; Salmoniformes; Salmonidae. Gene Ontology annotation, molecular function: ATP binding; fibroblast growth factor receptor activity; fibroblast growth factor binding. Gene Ontology annotation, cellular component: signaling receptor complex; plasma membrane. Gene Ontology annotation, biological process: positive regulation of cell differentiation; positive regulation of cell population proliferation; multicellular organism development. The record is from RefSeq and is a predicted model, not a curated record.